CUUGCAGGCAUGCAGAUAUUAUAAACGUGUAACAUAACCUCAUUUCCGCUGUCAAACAUCGGAUAUUUUUAUAAAACAUAAUGUAAAUAAACAUUGCUCUGUAUCGGAUGUUGAAUAAGUUUCAGCGAACAGCUUUCCGAAUAAAAAAACAUCAAAAAUGAAUAAAGAGAGACUUCUGGCUGCCAGAAAAAAACUCAAAGAAUUCCAACAGCAUAAACAUGAAAUGCUUGGAGAUACACAAAAUCAUAAUGACCUAGAAAAACACAACAAUGAUUAUAUUUCACGAAAGCAUACACCUAUAAACUCGUCACCAACUCCACAGCAAAGCCUUGCUCAGCAUUUUGAACCUGAUUUAGAAGUAAAAGAAAAUCAUUCUAAUGAGAUAAUUGGUAUGAAGAAUGUCAACCAAUAUCCUCAUUGUAUAAGUUAUGAAAGUCAGAAAAAUUAUUUUACAUUAACUAAAGAACAGGAAAAGAAAACAAAUCAAGAUAGUUUUAUAGCACACGAGUCAACCCAUAAAGAUGCAUCAGUGUCUUCAUACAAUAAUUUUGUACCUCAUCAUAGUAGAAAUGGAAGUAGCUCAACAACUUCUUCUCAAAUAAUUCAUGAAAAUAAUGAUCAAGAUAUUGUUUCUCAACAUUCAUCAACUCAACCUAUGGAACAUUUCAAUUUCAAUUCCAAUACAUGUACCAAUGCUUCUAGUUCUUUGCAAAAAGAACAUUUAUUACAAAUGGCAAAUGCAGUGGCUAAUGUUUUAGAACACGAGCAGAAUUUAGAUGAAUCCACAUUAAAUAACAGUGACCUGGAGCAAAGAAAUCAAUUUCUCACUUGCUGUCUUGAAGAACAGAAAAAGCUGGUAAGCCAGUUACAUAUUCAAGUUAGUCAAUCGAAUAAUAAAAUUGCUGAAUUAGAAGCAAAAUUGAGUACUAAAAGUGCAGACUAUGAAAGUAGGCUCAUUCAAGAACUAAAUCCCUUGAGAGAGCAAAUACAAUUAGAUGCACAAACAAUUGGUAUUCUUGUUGGAGAGAAAGCUGAAUUAACUGCUGCAAAUACCCAGUUGCAAACAACAAUUAGACAAAAAACAGAGGAUAUUACGGAAUUAUUCGGAAAUUUUAAAAGCUCACAGCAUAAAAUGGUUGAUUUAGAAAGAGAAUUGACAACUAUUAAAAACAAUAUGGAAGAUCUGUCAAAUGCUUAUCAAGAAUUACGAAAAAAAUACGAUGAAGCAUUAGAAACAUCAGCAAAUGCAAAAAAACAAAAUGAAGAACACGAAUUGGAAAUUUCCGAGAUGCGUCAAAAACUCAACUAUAAAAAUACUGAACUAACAAAUUUGCAGCAAGAAUUCCAAGAGAAAGUGGCACUGUUAUCUUUAAGCGAAUUAAGAAUACAACAGCUUUCAAAUGGCCCACAAGAAAUAAACGCACUUGAAAAUCAACACCACGCGACCAAAGUACUUCAACAACAAUUGUCGCGAAUGAAAGAAGCGUUUGAAAGUGUAAGUGGUGAAAAGGAUGAAGUAAAUAAGAAAUACCAAAGUUAUUUACAACAACUAGAUGAACGACACUCGAAACUACUAACAGAUCUUGAAAGUGCAAAAAGGAAAAUUGAAGAAUCCGAAAUUCGCGAGCAGAGUUACAUACAGAGAUUAUCUGAAUUAGAACAGCAAUUGCAAAGAGAAAAGUCCAAAACUGUGCCGCCAGUGGAAGAUCAAUCCGAAAAAAUUGCAAUUUUGACUAAAAGUAUGGAUAAUUUAGUGUUGGAGCACGAAAACUUGCAGUCGAUGUUAAAUGAAAAGGAGAAUGAAAUCGAAAAUUUGAAAAAAGAUUUGAAGGAGCUUCAAGACAUCAAAGAGCAAAGUGCCGAAGCAAGUAAACUGGCGCAAGCUCUACAAAGUGAGCAGCUUGGAGCUUCGCGUGCAGUAUCCCAGAAUCACCAAUUAAAAAUACAACUUGAUGAGAUGCACGAUGCUUUUAUAGCUUUAAGCAACACAAAAUUAGAUUUAACAGAGCAACUGCAAGCUGAGCGCACUAUUGGUAAAAAGUUGAACGCCCAGCUGAAUGAGGUGGAAAACCAAAUGGAACAAUUAAAGGAAGAGUUGUCCCAAAAAGAAGCAGCAUUACUUGAACUUGAAAAAGAAAGAUUGCUCGCAGCGCAAAUUGAGGAUCAAAUUCAGCAUUACCAAGCACAAUCUCAUAAUGCAGUUCCAUUGCAGCAGGAACUUCAAAAAGCUUUGGUAACAAUUGAAACUUUGAAGAAAGAGAAUCAGUUGCUUAUUUCAAAGUCCCAAGCCAUAGAAACGACUACUGUAACCGCAGAAAUACAUCAAGAAAAUAGAGAAACUAUGCCGGAUAUCACUGUCACUACUGGCACUAACGUGGACGAAAUUGCGGAUUCGACAACGAUAAGCAGUUUCUUUACAAAUGUAAAUGUAAGUUCUGAUUCUCUCGAAGCUGGAGCUCGAAAUCCCUCGGAAAAACUUGAAGAUGAUGCUGUAGACACUAGUAUUUCGAAAACGCAGUUUGUGAUACCAGAAGCUAGUGUUAUUCCAAGCGUGUCUGAACCAAUGAAAAAACUCGAAAUAAGAUUCAAAGAAACUAUGGAAAAAGUAGCCGAGCUCACGGAUGAAAAGCAGCGACUGGAACAUCUUGUUUUACAAUUACAAGGCGAAACAGAAACUAUAGGCGAGUAUGUAACACUUUACCAAAAGCAACGUGCAAUCCUUCAAGAAAAAGCGAAAGAAAAAGAAAAUACUUUUCGGCAAUUAUUGGAACAACGUAAUCAACAGCAAGAGCAAUUGCACAAAUUGAAAGUGCUUGUGGCAGACCUACUGAAAGCCAAAAAUACCAUUCCCAAUAUCACGACCGCUACAGCAGCUGAAGAAAAUAUGCAUACUUCGGAGAAUCCAGCAGAUAGUGAGACUAAUAAUAUUGAAAUUAUUCAAGGGCAUGUAAAUAAAAUUGACGAGGCAAUGAAUCAAACAGAUAAAACAACUUCCCAAAUUUUGGAUCUUUUGACGGAAAUUAAAGACUGCAAUAAUUCCUGUAUUAUGAAACCAAAUUUCCAUCCUUGUCCAUGUUGCUCUGGUAAACUGAUAACAGUCUAGCGGUUAUCAGAACGCAACUACUAUUUGAAUAUUUAUAAGAAAUUUGUUAUGAAGUGUAUUAUACAGAUUUUGCGUGAAAAUGCAAUGAGUAUUGUAAUAAUUGUAUAUAGGUGCAGAGACUUUCUAAAUUUGAUUAUGUAUUACAAAUUUGUUAUCUACACUAAUUCAUUUGUGCAAUGUCAUAAAUCUCUACAGUCAAGGAUAGUUAUAAUUUAAUGGCUAAAGCAUAUUUUGAGAGAAAUUUUAGUAAUAUAAUUCUAGUUAAACAUUUCUAUGUAAAGGCAUUUUUUAAUUAUUAUUUCUGAGAAAAAAAAUGUAAAACUGACUUGAUGGAUAAAACUUUAUAUGAAUUAUCAUUGUCAACAAGAUAUUGUAAUAUAUAUUUUAUUCAUCGCAAACUACGUUCUUGUUAUUUAAAACUUUUAUGAAACA
Molecule: messenger RNA, 3535 nt
Organism: Phymastichus coffea
Lineage: Eukaryota; Metazoa; Arthropoda; Insecta; Hymenoptera; Eulophidae
Product: golgin subfamily A member 2
Exons: 13
Coding region: 158-3103 (981 amino acids)
Biological process (GO): Golgi organization
Cellular component (GO): Golgi cis cisterna; Golgi apparatus; cis-Golgi network
Source: RefSeq, a predicted model, not a curated record